GUAGCUGUCCGAUAAUGACAGAAUCAGAGCUGUGGCCUGAGCGACACAGUAAGACAAAAAAAACGGUGGUCGUUUCCCCUUAUGCCAACUCCAACCUUAUGAGGGACACAAAUGAGAAACGACAGCUGCAAAUUUGACCAACAAAUCUGAAUGGGAUAUUCAGUUAUCCCCCUCAUGUCGAAGCUAAAGUUACCUGACCAUGUGCUAGAUGAGGACUAAAGCAACGAAGAAAGGGAACAAAAGCUUGGAAAAGGAGAUAAACGUCAUCUGAACACUAAAGAGGAAGCAGCGAUUAGAGAGUGUUUCUCACUAAGGACAAAAAGCCUACUCUGGAACAAAAACUUGAAAAACAAAGCCACUCGUUUAAGUGCGAGAAAAGGUGAUAUCAUCAUGGAUAUCCUCGGUGGGGCACCUCGUGUUUUGGGCUAUCCACGCCCCGUUGUGGCACAGUGCGGAACAGAUGUGACUCUCAGAUGCCAAAUUGGUGGAGAUCCACCUCCAGAUGUUAUUUGGGAGCACAAAAAUUUUCAAAUUAUCUCUGAGGGACGAUACAAGAUAUCAGAGGAGGGAAAAACUUACUUAUUAAACAUUUCUAGAGUUACUCAAGAAGAUGCUGGUCAAUAUAUUUGCAAGGCAAGAAACAGCAUUGGGGAAACCUACGCAGCAGCAUCACUCAAAGUGGAAGGAGAGCUUCUUGAAAAUAAUAGGGAAAUUAUACAAUUAAAGGAAAAUGGUGUAAAUCAAUGUGGAGACUUUGGGGAAAACCUAAAUGGGUACAUGUUAGAAAAUGGUGCAAAAGAUAGGGAAAUGAAUGGAGAGCACAAGUGGAAGGGUCAAGCAAACGAAGAACUAAAGGAGUUUGAUUUACCAUUAAAUGAGAAGCCCAGGUUUCUCAUUAAGCCUCUGUCCCUACGUGUGGAUUGUGGAGAGGAUGCCACCUUUUCCUGCAAAAUCUGGGGAACGCCUUCGCCUGAGGUUACUUGGGAGAAAGACGGGAAGAAGCUCAAUGACAUCUUUGAGAGCUCCCACUUUAAUAUGGGAAGUGAAGAUGGAGGCUGGUUUCAGCUCAAGUUGUAUAGGACACGCAUGCCAGACAAAGGGGUCUACACCUGCAGGGCUACAAACUGCCAUGGUGAGGCCUUGGCAGGAGCUGUUCUUCUUGUCGAGCCAAUUCCACAGCGAGAAGAGAGUAAGAUUUCUUCAAACAGUCACAUCAGCAGUCAGAGGUCCCCCAAGCACAAAAGCGGACGGUUCAGUUUGUCAAAGCUUGCAGAGGAACCGCCCAUCAACAUAUCCGAAGUCAAAAAGUUUGUAGUGGCAGAAGGGAAGCAUGCCAAGUUUCGCUGCUUUGUGACGGGCAAGCCCAAACCCGAGAUCAUCUGGAAGAAAGAUAGGGUUCCCUUAGAACCCGACAGGCGUCAUUUGGUAUUUGAGGACCGUGAAGGUUUCUACACGCUGAAGGUUCUCUACUGUAAAAUGCAGGAUACAGGGCUGUAUGUAUGUGCUGCAUCAAAUGCUCUGGGAAACACCCUGAGUGCUGUACACCUCACUGUGAAAGGGCCAGCUGUGCGUUUCAGACGCCCAUUAAAAGACCUUGAAGUAAAGGAAAGGGAUGUUGCCGUGCUGGAGUGUGAGGUACCGGAUGAGACAAUCCCCGCUGCUUGGUACCUAGAGGACCAGAGGCUAAUGCCAAGCAGUAAAUAUGGAAUGGAGCAGAGAGGAACCAGGCGACGACUCACCAUCCAUGAUGUUGGGAUGGAUGACGAUGGGGUUUACAUUUGUGAGAUGCCAGAUGGAGGAAAGACCAUUGCUGAGCUAGCAGUUAAAGGCACAAUUGUCCGCAAACUACCUCGGAAGAUGGAAGUGCUAGAAGGUGAGAACGCUGCGUUCUGUGUCGAGGUUGAGAAUGACGACAUGGAGAUCCACUGGUUCAAAGAUGGUUUGAAGCUACACGAGACACACCAGACAAUCCUCAAGUCUUUCGGCAAGACUCACAUCCUAGUCUUUGUCAACGUGGCCCAUCAUGACUCGGGGGUUGUUACAUUUGUUGCAGGAAGAUCUAAAAGCUCAUCACGUCUCAAAGUCAAAGCAACAAGACACUGCCCACCAAUCUGCCCUGUGGGUGUCAAAAUGAACACAGAAAGACCCAACAGUGCUUAUCUUACCUGGUCGCCUGCACCCAACAGUCAGACCACCACACGUUCUAUGUUUGUCCUGGAGAUGCAAGAGCUUGGUUCUCAGAAGUGGCAGAAAUGCUUCACCUCAGAGACUGCCACCUCAGCGGAAAUCUCAGGUGACAGCAUUCCAUGUGAAGGGGACUAUCGUUUUCGUGUCUGUUGCAUCAAUAAGUACGGACGCAGUGGUCACGUAGAGUUCCCCAAAGUGGUCCACCUCGUCCCAGGACCCAAGAUACACAAGCCUCUCCAAGGCUGUGAGGUUAUGGAGGGUGAGGAUGCUCACUUCUCCAUUGAACUCUCUGCACCAAUGGUUGGCACCUGGUUUCUAAACAGCUCCCAGCUGCAGCAUGGUGGAAGAUAUUCAGUGCAGCAGAAUCAAACAAAGCACUCCUUGGUGAUCCAUGGAACUGGAGCAGCUGACGACACAGCAGAGGUCACAUUUAUUGCCAAUGGAGUGAGGGAUUCAGCUAUCCUGAAGGUUAAACCCGCAGUGUUCAAAUUCAUCCCUCUGUCUGAGUUGGACAGCUAUAAGAGAGUGGAAACCGGGGAUGCCAUUGUGCUCUACUGUGAGGUUAACCAUCCCUUUGCUAAAGUAUCCUGGUUCAAAGACAAUGAAGAACUCCAGGUGAGCAAUGAGCUGAACAUCCAAUCAGAUGGUAAUAUGAGAAGAAUUGUGAUCCAGUCUGCUGAAGCAUCUCACUCUGGAGUUUAUACGUGUCAAACUUCGGGGGACGUGAUUAAAUUCAAUGUGGAUGUCGAAGGACCUCCAGUAGAGUUCAGUCCAGUGUCAGAGGAAGAGCUUCAUAAGAACAGUAUGGAGCUGGAUCCAGUGGUUCUGCUUUGCCACGUCUCCAGAGAUGAUGCCGAAGUUUUUUGGUACAAAGAUGGCUGCGAGAUCCAGGCGAGUGACAACAUUACGGUCCAGAAAGAAGGCACCAUGAGGAGGCUAAUAAUCCGCUCUGCAGAAGCGUCAGAUGCUGGAAGUUAUGUCUGCAAGUCUGGAAGCAACAGCAUUGAGUUUAUAGUCAAUAUAAGAGAGCCUACAGUGAUGAUUGUUGAACCCAAAGACGAUAUCGUGAUGACAUACUAUGUAUCAGAGGAGAUUAACUUGCAAUGCGAGUUAUCUCGGACCAACGGGAAGGUUAAUUGGUUUAAGGAUGGUGAGGAGGUGCAGGAAAGCGACAACAUCCAGCUAAAAUCUGAGGGUCCUUACAGGAGGCUGACCAUUCCCUGUGGCUCUGCCAUGGAUAGUGGAGAGUAUGUAUGUGAAACAGAUGGAGACUCUGUCUUCUACCUGAUAACUGUUACAGAGCCACCUGUGAGAAUUCUCUCUCCAGGUGAAUCGGAGGUGGAACUCACCCACGUUGCGCCAGAGAGGCUUGAGUUGUGUUGUGAAAUCUCUCAGGCAAAUGCUCUGGUUCGGUGGUACAAAGACAGUUUGGAGGUAGAAGAGAGCCCAAAUUUGAUAUUGGAGGUAGAUGGGGCUCAAAGGCGACUAGUUAUACCUUUAACAACUGUGGAUGACACAGGGGAGUAUAUAUGUGACACUGAAAAUGACUCAGUGGCAUUUCUUGUUAAUGUCACAGAGCCCCCUGUGACACUCAGUCGACUCAAAAACACGCCGGACAGACUUGAAGGUUUUGCUGGCAAACCAAUUGUUCUAGAGAUAGAGGUGUCACGUCCUACAGCAGAGGUCAAGUGGCUGCUUGAUGGCAAAAAAAUAGAGCAGAGUAGUGAUAUCACUAUUGUAGAGGAUGGGCUAUUUCGCCGUUUGAUCAUCAAUUCUCCCACUCCAGAAGAUUCUGGGAAAUACACCUGUGACGCUGUAGAUGAUCAAAUUGAUUUCCAGGUGAAAGUUUCAGAGCCACCCGUGAAGAUCUUGAGAAAGUCUGAGAUUAAGACAGAUCUAAAGUUCCUAGUUUCAGAUGACAUUGAACUAGAGUGUGAGCUCUCUCGAGCCAACGGCAAUGCCAAAUGGUACAAAGAUGGCUGUCGAGUUCAGGAUGAUGAAAGGUUCUGCAAAGAGGAAGAAGGUGCAUUCCGGUCAUUGGUAAUCCUUAACGCGGAACUCAAGGAUUCAGGAGAAUACUUCCUAGAUGUUGGGGAUGACAAUAUCAGCUUCCAGGUCACAGUUGAAGAGCCUCCAGUGAAGAUUGUAGGAAACUCCUAUGACCCUGAUUACCAAGAACUAAUGGCAGGUGAUGACCUGAUACUGGCCUGUGAGGUGUCCCGUGCUAAUGCCCCUGUCCAGUGGUAUUGUAAUGACAGGCCUCUCACCAGCGAUUCCCGUACCUUCAUUGAAAGCUACGGAACUCUGAGAAAACUUAUUAUCUCAAACAUCGAGACCUCAGAUUCUGGAAAGUAUGUCUGUGAUGCAGUGACUGACAAGAUGAUAAACGUUAUCCGAAUACAAGAACCUCCAGUUACUUUUGUAAACAAAGAAGAUGACGUUGUGUUGACGGGUUAUGAGGCCGAAAGUGUGACUUUGACAAGCUAUGUGUCUAAAGAAAGUGCGGUUGUGCGCUGGCUCAAAGACUGGACACCAGUUGAAGGUGAACGCUUUCGAGAAAUUAUGGAGGGCCAUAAACGUAGUCUCAUCAUUCAGCCUUUGAGGCGUUCCGAUGCUGGUGAAUACACCUGUGAUGUCAACACUGACCAAAUGCACUUCAGUCUAUUAGUGAAAGAAAUGAGAAUAAAAUUUGUGCGACCCCUCGAAGACACUGUGGCUCAUGCUGAUGGUAUGGUAACCCUACGCUGUGAGGUUUGCAAACCAAAAGCAGAUGUUCAAUGGCUCAAGAAUGGUGUGGAGGUGGUUGGAAGCAGGAGAUUCUCCAUUCGAGCAGAUGGUGUUGAGCGAAGCUUGACCAUCCACCGUUUAACCCAAGAGGAUGCAGGACAGUAUGCUUGUGAAUCCAGGGAUGAUCGGACCGUUGCAAUGCUAAGAGUGGAGAUGCCUCGAGUUGUGGAGUUUCUCACCGAACUUCACAACACAACUGUGCUAGAGGGAGAAGAUGCCACCUUUAAAUGUGUUGUGUCUCCUGAGGAUGUUCACUUGAUAUGGCUCAUGGACAAUGAGCCGAUAACUUUAGGGGAGCGCUUCCAAGUGAGUCGAAAUGGCCUGUGUCACACCUUGGUUAUUAAGAAGUGCCAAAUGAUAGACUGCUCCAAGAUUGCAGCAGAAGCUGAAGGAAAAAUCAGCAAGGCCAGUCUCAAAGUUCAGGAAGCUCAGGUCAUGUUCACCAGGAAAAUGGAAGCUGUUACAGCAGAGGAGUUUGGGGAGGCUACCCUGGAGACAGAAAUCAGCCUGGAGACAGGUGAGGUCCAGUGGAUGAGGCAAGGGGUGGUCAUCCAGUCUGGUCCUCGGCAUACCCUGGGACAAAACGGCUUUAGAAGAAGCCUCACGAUACACAACCUGACCCUAUCGGACCGAGGAACUUACCGCUGUGAGACCCUACAUGACAGGACACAGGUCAAACUCAAUGUAGAACCACGAAAGAUCUCCAUACGCAAAGGCCUAACAGAUCAAGAGACCUUUGAACGGGAAACUGCCUCCUUUGAGGUGGAGGUCUCCCACGCAGAUGUGGAAGGAAUCUGGCAGAAAGAUGGCAUCCGUGUAAAACCAAGCAACCAGUUUAGGGUGAGCAUCAAUGGGCUCAUCCAUAGCCUUACCCUGACAAACUUAACUCUGGAGGACACGGGCACCAUUGUAUUUACAGCAGAAGGGGUGCGCUCAACUGCAAGGCUCACAGUCAAAGAGACACCUGUGGCUGUCCUGAAACCCCUGGUGGAUGUCCGUGUGGAGGAAGAAUUCCCAGUCACUUUAGAGUGUGAAUUCUCCAGACAAAACGUUGAAGUCAGUUGGCUUAAGAAUGGUACUGAGCUGAAGCCAGGGAAGAACCUCAGGAUUUACUCAAUGGGACGAAAGCGGUUCUGCCAGAUACUUCAGUGUUCCAUUGCUGACUCUGGUUCCUACACAUGUGACACAGGCGAUAUAAGCACCGUGUGCUCACUAGAGGUUUACGAGCAUGAGCUGGAGAUACUACAGGAUCUUGAGGACCUCUACAUCCAGGAAGACCAGAAUGCUGUGUUCAUGUGUGAGGUCUCUCUGGAGGACGUGACCGGGGAGUGGUUCAGAGAUGGUCACAAGAUCAGACCCAGCAGCACCAUAAAGAUCCGCAACGAAGGGACCAAACACUUCCUGCUGAUGUGUAACGUUAAAGUUGAAGAUGCAGGAGAAAUCCGUUUUGUCGCAAGAGAUGUGGAAUCAACAGCUUACCUUGAGGUAGAAGAACUCCCAGUUUCUAUAGUGAAACCACUACGAGACAGAACGGCCCUGGAGAAACAUCGCGUUAUCCUGGAAUGCACCGUCUCCUCCCCGCGCUGCGAUGCAACCUGGUACAAAGGCAAACAGGAACUGGAACCUUCAGAACGGAUGGAGAUCAUAGCAGAAGGCUGUUCCCAUAAGCUGGUGAUCAACCAGGUUGUUGUAGAGGAUGAGGGCACUUACAGUAUUCAGGUUGGGGAGCAUACAUCCAAAGCCAAACUUCUGGUUGAAGCCCAGGCCCUGGUGAUGCUGAAAGAACUUGAGGACGUGGAGGUGAUGGAGCCAGAGGCGGCCACUUUCCAGUGCGAAGUCUCCGUCGCCAUCAACAAGCCUCCUGUUUGGACUUUAAACGGAGAGACCCUGCAGUCGGGCCCUUCAGUCCGUCUGGAAGACCAGGGGACGGUCCACAAGCUCACUCUGAGGGACACUUGUGUGGACAUGAGUGGGACAGUCAGGUUCACCCUGGGCAAGGCCAAGAGCAGCGCCACGUUUACAGUUAUGGGAAAGUAGAAUCAGGAAAGAGGCAGAAAGCUCUAAAAUCUAUACUCCUUUAUUUAUUCCCUCCAUGUUUUGGUCUGAAGAUGUUAGGCUAGACGGAACGGACAGUUUAGUUGGUGGAGAUAUAAUUUGACUGUGUAGAUAUGAUUACAUUUUUAUGAUCAGUAUUUUCACACAUUUACAAUGAAUUAUUGCAUUUAGAUAAAAAUGUAAUAAAUAAAACUAAUUGGAUGGUGAAACUCAACAUAACAUGGCUUUCAUUUUGUACCAGCUGCUGUGAACGACCCAGAGAUGGAUUUAAGAAAUCUGGGGCCCAAGGUGGAGGCAGGCAUGGGCGACGAAUUAACAAAAACAUCUCUUUCUUGUUGUUUUUGUAUUUCUCUCCCAUUUGCCCUUGCAUUUAUUUCUCUUCAUAUCCAUUUUCUUGUCUUCAUUUUUUAUUUGCCUUUUGUCCCUGAAACUUUAUUUGGCAAGUCUUGAGAAGAACCAUAUCCACAUAUCCUGUUAACCGGUUACCUCUUUUCGUUGUGCAGCAUUUUCUGCCACACUUUUUCUUUCCCACUGAGGUGCCUUGAUGCAGCACUCUGGAAACAGCCUAUUGGUUCAGAAAUAUCUUUCUGUGUCAUACCCUCUUGCUUUAGGGUGUCAAUGAUGGCCUUCUGGACAGCAGUCAGGUCGGCAGUCUUACCCAGGAUUGGGGUUUUGAAUGAUGAACCAGGGUGGGAAUUAUAUAGGCCUCAGGAAUGUUUUGCAGGUGUUUAGAGUUAAUUUUUUUUGAUUCAGAUGAUUAGGUGCAUAGCUUUUUAGAACCUUUUUCACAAUAUUCUACUUUUGUGAGAUAGGAAUUUUGGGUUUUCAUGAACUGUAUGCCAAAAUAAUCCGUAAUAGACAAUAAAAGACCUGAAAUAUUUCAGUUAGUGUGUAAUGGAUCUAAAAUACACUGCUCAAAAAUAUUAAAGGAACACUUUGAAAACGGAACAG
Molecule: messenger RNA, 7980 nt
Organism: Cyprinodon variegatus (sheepshead minnow)
Lineage: Eukaryota; Metazoa; Chordata; Actinopteri; Cyprinodontiformes; Cyprinodontidae
Gene: obsl1a
Product: obscurin-like 1
Exons: 25
Coding region: 391-7011 (2206 amino acids)
Molecular function (GO): protein binding
Source: RefSeq, a predicted model, not a curated record